AUGUUUAACUCCUCUGGCAACCAAUAGACCCCCAAUAGUAGAUGUUCAGAAGGUGCAGCAGUUUAACCAAAAGCAUCCCCUCACCAGCCCAUGCAUUGAUCACAUGCACGGACCAAUAGUCUGUGGCUUGGCGCAUGGUCUUCACAUGAUCAGAGAGUGCUGUUAUUCCAAUCACCUUCUGCGCAGAUCGCAAGCCUCAUUUGUCCUCCAACUCAGCUCAGCAUCAGUGUUGCACCUUUCUGGACUCUUUUCUAUUUAUUAUUGAUAUGGUCUUUCCUGUGCGUCCAUGAGAAAGAGCCACUGAUUAUCCUUAUCUCCUCCUAUUACAUUCUCCACGAUGUACAUAUCCAAGGCGGUGACGACCGCGGUGCCUACCGGCUGCGACCCUCUAGCCACAGUGUGUUCAGGCGGAAACUGCCUUGUUCCUCCCAGUAACUUCAAUGACAUUCUGAGCCAGGCGAUGAGCGUGACGCUCACAUUAAUGCUCGGUAUGGUCAUGUUCUCUAUGGGCUGCACUGUGGAUACCAAAAAGCUGUUGGGCCACAUCAGAAGACCCUGGGGCAUCAUCAUCGGCUUCCUGUGCCAGUUCGGCAUCAUGCCUUUCACAGGCUUUGCCUUGUCGCUGGCCUUCAAUGUGCUGCCUGUACAGGCUAUUGUCAUCAUCAUCAUGGGCUGCUGUCCUGGAGGCACCGGCUCUAACAUUAUCUGCUACUGGCUGGACGGAGACAUGGAUCUAAGUAUCAGUAUGACAGUCUGUUCCUCUGUCUUGGCCUUGGGGAUGAUGCCUCUCUGUCUGAUCAUUUACACCUCCGUCUGGACUUCCUCCAGCACCAUCCAGAUCCCAUACGAAAGUAUUGGUAUCACUCUAGUGUCCAUUAUUGUUCCAAUUGCUCUGGGAAUGUAUGUUAAACGCAGAUGGCCCAACGGGGCGAAAAAGAUCCUCAAGUUUGGGUCCAUUGCAGGAUUUAUUCUCAUUAUCUGCAUAGCUGUGGUUGGAGGAAUUCUCUACCAGUCCUCCUGGACCAUUGCUCCCUCCCUAUGGAUUAUUGGAAUCAUCUACCCCUUUAUUGGUUAUAGCCUGGGAUUCUUAUUGGCCCGCUUUGCAGGUCAACCCUGGUUCAGAGCUCGAACCAUCGCAUUGGAGACAGGUUUCCAGAACUCCCAGCUGUGCAGCACCAUUGUCCAGCUGUCCUUCAGCCAAGCUGAGUUGGAUGUCAUGUUCUCAUUCCCCCUCAUCUACAGCAUCUUCCAGCUAGUGACAGCAAGCAUAACUGUGGGAGCCUACCAGAUAUAUAAAAAGACAUGUGGCCGUCGCCCAGCUGAUGCAGACUUCGAGGAUCCAUCCCUGGAAGCUGGUGAUGGUGAAUCAGCAAAAAAGAAGGAACAAGCUGUGGAAAAUAGUGCCUUUGAAUUUGAUGACAACGGCGAAGAGAAGGAUAGGGACGUCAGAAAGAUCACCCAGCUGUGAAAUUACACACUUGCAAAUCACAGACUUUGGAUUACAGGGCCACGGCACUACUGAAGACAUCAGCCAUAACUCAACACUGUGAACACACACUGCUCUCUGCAGGCCGGAGGUGUGCACUACAGGUCCUGUUCAAAUCAACUUUGGGAAACGUUUUGCAAGAACGGGGGUGCCCUAAUGUCUUCUCCAGUACGGCCAACGAUUAACUUCAACUAAUUUAUUCAUAUAUUAUCAUUCGAGAAAACUUUACUCUGUACGUUCUGUGAGAAAGCCCGUUGUGCCGAUUUUUCUUGAUCAACGCAUGUACUUGUGUCUUCUAUACAUAUCUUAUCAAUAAUUCAAACAGAAUAUUUAAUGCUGUUUAUGUGGCUAAACCAUAUGUCCAUAUGCAGUUGUUUACUUUAGUUUGCGCUGAACGGUGGAAUAUACAACUGAAUACAAAUAUAUCAUGUUUAUGUGACAUUCAUCAUUUCUCUGAUAAGACACAGAGUUGUGUCAAAUGAAGAGAAGUGUGUGCACUUUUGAGAGCCACUGUUUCACAGUCGUCAAACCCACUAUACAAUACGUAACAUACAAAAAAAUAACCCUUUGUUAUUCUCUAUUCUGAUGUAGCAGGUGAAAUAUGUGGUUACAACAGACCAGCUUUGGGCCCUGAUGCAAACUUCUGUUUCCGUUCCUUUCAGUUCUUCUAUGCCUCAUUUAUGCCAGUAGAUGAAUCGAGGUCAGGGUAUGGUAGGGUGACAGCUGAUUCUGGGGCAUUUUGAAAUAAGUAAGCUUGUGGUUUUACACAUCUAUUUAUGAAACAUAUUCACAGUUCAUUUAUUAGUCUUCUGUGCAAAUGGGAAAAACGCAGAAUCCAGAAUUUCAUGGAUGCACAUUAAUAAAAGAUUUUACAAACCCUCGUUGCUUUCUGAAAUGAUGCAUUGUUAUCAAACAAUUUUUACAUUUUUGUUGUAUAUUUUGUUGUGAAUAUUAAUACUCGUAUUCAACUCAAUAAAGAUAUUACAGUUUUUCUCAA
Sebastes umbrosus (honeycomb rockfish) is the source of this 2483-nucleotide messenger RNA. It is a transcript of the gene slc10a2, whose product is annotated as solute carrier family 10 member 2. The record is from RefSeq and is a predicted model, not a curated record. Gene Ontology annotation, molecular function: bile acid:sodium symporter activity. Bases 338 to 1468 code for a protein of 376 amino acids. The transcript has 7 exons. Gene Ontology annotation, biological process: bile acid and bile salt transport. Gene Ontology annotation, cellular component: apical plasma membrane. Lineage: Eukaryota; Metazoa; Chordata; Actinopteri; Perciformes; Sebastidae.